Molecule: messenger RNA, 3020 nt
Organism: Amaranthus tricolor (Joseph's coat)
Lineage: Eukaryota; Viridiplantae; Streptophyta; Magnoliopsida; Caryophyllales; Amaranthaceae
Exons: 10
Coding region: 204-2216 (670 amino acids)
Source: RefSeq, a predicted model, not a curated record
GCAUGUAGGGCAUGUGGCAUUGAAUGGUAGAGAAAUAACUCAUUCUUCCAUCGUUUUGGCUUUUGCUUUUUGAUGCCACGAUCCUGCACGCAUUCGGAUGUUCCCUUCCGUUUCUCCAUUUUCGUCCCUUACGCUUAACUCACGUUCUAUUUCAUUGAAUUUAAUUUAAUUUUUCUGUUAUUUCUGUUGAUGAUCAAGUGAAGAUGAUGAUCAGCCUGAGCAAUCUCUCUUCCACCGCCAUUUCUGUCAUUCACCGAUGUGCUCUAAAAUUACACACUUCGGAAGAUGCUUUGCUGGAAGAAUACCAAGGAGUAUGGAGACCAGAGAUGGGCGAGUAUUCAAGGAAAUUAGUGGAGUACUGCUGUUCAAAAGCUUUAAGACAUGGACCAGCUUGUGGGAUAGAAGAAUCUAUUAGUGAUAGCUCCUUUAGCCGCUUGACAUUUGAUAUGAUGCUAGCUUGGCAGAUGCCAAGUUCUGCCGAUGAAAGUGCAUUCAAAGAAUCUGUGGGUAAAGAGAAGGAAGAGAAGAAACUACUUAAAGUUUCUCCACCCCAUGAAGAUGUGUCAUUAUUCUAUUCUGACAUCAUGCCUCUUCUUGUUGAUGAUGGACAAGCUGUUGAGGAAGAUUCUUUUGUGUGGUUUGUGUCGAUCUUCCCUUUGCCUGGAGAUAUUGUCAAUGGUAGAUUCAUCUUUGAAACACUUACGGCACCUACAGCUAACCUUUUUUAUUAUCCAGCUUAUGACAGGUUUCUCACGGAAAUUGACAAGUGCAUGAAACACCUGCAAAAGCAAGAAACUCCAAAGGGGGCGCAAUUUGCUGAGGAUGAAUAUAUAUUACAUGUUGAGGGAACUGCAAAUAGCCAACGAGUGAUACGCCAUAUUGGAGGAACAAGCUGGCCAGGCAGACUGACACUUACAAAUUAUGCUCUAUACUUUGAGGCCAUGGGGUCUGUCAAUUACGAAGAUUCAAUAAAAGUUGAUCUCUCAACAAACGCUGAGCAAAGUGUGAAAGCAGCUAGUACAGGUCCAUGGGGCGCUCCACUUUUUGACAAAGCCAUGCUAUAUGAGUCAUCUGAACUGACAGAAGGCAUAUUGCUGGAGUUCCCAGAAUUAACCAGUUCUACUAGACGGGAUCACUGGAUCGCCUUAACGAAGGAAAUUAUUUUAUUACACCAGUUCUUAUCCAAACAGGAGUCGCUGUCUGCAAAGCAAAAGUGGGAAAUGAAUGCGAGGACAAUUUUAGGCAUCAUAAGGCUCCAUGGGGCAAGAGAAAUGCUAAGAAUGGCUCCUCCUUUACCACAAAGUUUUUUGAUCUUUACAUUAUUUGAGGAACUUCCUAAAGGAGAUUAUAUCAUAGAAGAACUUGCAGAAUCUCUUAAACUGAUUGAUACUGGUAAACAAUGCAGUGCAAGUUCAAUCCUCAGGAGUCUGAACAUGUCUAAUGAGAUUGUGCCUGAAAAGGAGAGAGAAUAUCCAGACGUCAUUGACUCAUUAAAUAGCCCUCAUAAACAAAGUCUUGCAUCACUGGACGAAUCUGUGACCGAAGUGAGGGAACAAGCAAAAGAAAUUAAGUCUGCGAAAGCUACUACAGAAGUUUUGAAAGAAGAGGGGGUUGUUGAUAGUGGCCUUGUGCUUUUGGAGCUCUUGAAGCCAUUGAAAAGAAGUCAGGUUUGGCUCCAAGAAGUACUGGCAUGGGAAAGGCCAGGUGCCACCAUGAACUUGAUUGCUGCUAUUCUCUUCAUAACCUACAAGGAGUGGAUCGGGAAGGCGUUGGCUACUAUCCUGUUAUGGGCAACCUAUGAAAUGUUGCGAGCAAGACAACGAAGGAUAGGAGACAAGUACAAUAAAGUAGUCGUGCGCACUGCCUCGGAUCAGACUGCGAUGGAGAGCAUUGUUUCAGCACAGAAAGGGCUACAAAACGCUCAUGAUUUGGUUCAGCACGUCAAUAUUGCAAUACUUAAGAUCUACUCUAUAUUGGUUUCUAGGGCGCCCAAGCAAGCGAACACAGUGAUGAUGAUUAUGGUCGGAAUUGCAGUGAUUGUAGCUCUGAUUCCAUUAAAGUAUAUUAUCAUGACGGCCACCCUUUAUCUCUUUGCAAUGAACUCGCAAGUUUACAAGAACUUCAUGGCAAGCGACAGUGGAAAUCGUCGUUUAAAGGAAUGGUGGGACUCCAUUCCUGUUAUUCCUGUGGAGUUGGUGGACGAGCCAGAAGAAUAAAGAGCGUUUGUUAGUAUGUUAGUUUUAAAAGGUUUAAAAGCGGUUCACUUUGGAGCUCAACUCUUCAUAUGUUCCCACUUCCACUCAUUUUGCAUCAUAUCGAAUUAUGAUGUUAAAGAGUUUUCUCUCGACUCGAAAUAAGGGGGACAGAGGAGUAAUACUCUUUAAGUGAGGAGUACAUAUCAAUAAGAACUCCUUUCUUAUUCACUGCAAACUCAAGAUAUAUGUAAUUGCUAUGUAGUUGUAGUUAUAUGCAUUUUAAUGUAACAUGCUCCUGAAUCUCUGUUUAAUGUUGUUACUAUUACACGCCAAUUCACUAGGAGAGAAAAGCCAGAUAUUAGUUUCACAUACAAAGGAGAAACAUAAAAAUGAAGGUAGAUUAAUUAAAGAAUUGUGAAGACCAAUAAUUAGAAUGGGGUACCAUGUUGAAUAAAUUUUUGGAAAAAUUACUAAAAUUUACCUAAUGUAAACUCUGUUAUAUGCAUUUGUUUGUUAUAUUUAUUUUCAGCUGGUCUCCUAGAGACCGUUUCUUAGAGAGAUGUCUCUCAGGUCUAUCCAGUAAAGUUUGAUACCUACUCUUGUCUUCUUAUUUUAUAUUUUUUUAUUGGCCGAUUCAAUUAGAGAUAGUUUUUUAAAGAGAUCGUUUCCCACAAAAAUUUAUGGUUCAUUUUACUUUUCUUUAACAAUUCAAUCUACCCCUUUGUAUUGGCUAUUGGUGCAUUUUGUUCUCGGACCGUGGAAAAUGGGUUGUUCCAAAGAGACUCCUCAAAUAGAAGCAAGUGUCAGUUGGUGAAAGUUACUAAA